Molecule: messenger RNA, 292 nt
Organism: Aplysia californica (California sea hare)
Lineage: Eukaryota; Metazoa; Mollusca; Gastropoda; Aplysiida; Aplysiidae
Product: ATP-dependent 6-phosphofructokinase
Biological process (GO): fructose 6-phosphate metabolic process; canonical glycolysis; fructose 1,6-bisphosphate metabolic process
Cellular component (GO): 6-phosphofructokinase complex
Molecular function (GO): 6-phosphofructokinase activity; ATP binding; fructose-6-phosphate binding
Source: RefSeq, a predicted model, not a curated record
CCACAAGAGAGCUUUCGUUCUUGAAAUCAUGGGUCGCAUGUGUGGAUUUCUCCCUCUGGUGGCGGGUAUAGCUACAGAAGCCAGUGCCAUCUUCAUACCCGAGGACCCGCCAUGGGGAGAUUGGAAGCAGUAUAUCUGUGACCUACUUACAGAGAGACUGGAGAGCGGAGAAAAGCGACGUACCCACAUUGUGCUGGUGGCGGAGGGAGCCGCGGACAGGAAGGGGAAUCCCAUCAAGUGUACGGACGUGCAGAAGACGUUCAUCAAGCAAAUUUCAUUGCUGGCACCUUGA